AUGGAGUCAUGUCAUGGCCAGGCCAAGAAAUGAAAACAAAAAAAUAAAAUUAAAAGGCACGAAACCCUAAGCAGCAUUGGCAAACAGAUAGAGAUAUGCAGAGAGACUGAGAAUAUAAGACGAGAGAGAGAGAGAGAGCUUUGUUUCAAAAAUUUUGAAGUUUGAGCUGUAAAACCAAAACUCAAGUCACAAACGGAGGAGAGAAUUUAACAUAUUAUAUGCCACAGAACCCAUAACACAGUUUUUGAGAUAGACAGAGAGAGAGAGAGAAAGAUAAUAGUAUGAGUAAUUGGUUGGGAUUUUCUGUUAGUCCACACCUGAGAAUUGAUGAUGGGUUUGGUAAUAGAGAAGAAGAAGAAGAAGAACAUGGAGAUGGUUUUACUUCUUCUCAUCAUCAACAUCAUCAUCAUCAUGAUAUCUCUGUCAUGCCUUUGCGUUCUGAUGGUUCUCUCUGCGUUGUUGAUCCCUUUAGACGUUCUUCUAAUGGUGCUGCUCAAGAUUGGAGAUAUGAGAGCACUGUUGAUGCAACUAGUACAAGUGAAGAAGGUCCAAAGCUUGAAGAUUUCUUAGGAUGUUACUCAAACUCUCCGUCUGAUGAUAAAAUUUAUUGCCAAGAAGAUCAAACACAAACCCAAAACCAUAUUAGUAGAAUCAAUGUUAAUGUGGCACCAACCUUUAACACCACCAAUAAUGGGGAUUUAGACAGUAGUGGAGAACAUCUCGCUAGCCAUCAACCUUCUUUAAUCCAAUCUUAUCAUCAUUACCAUGAGAAAUCACAAACCCUAAUCCCUAAUGAUCAUCGUCAUCAUCAUCAGAAUCCCCACCACUGUGAUCCAAAUCCUGGCCAUAGCCAUAACAAUGGUGGCGUGUAUCAUGUACCUUUUGAGAGUGCAAGUUCAGUUUCUGGGUUCAAGUCUUGGUUAAGGCAGACUCAAUUUUCUAGUGAUAAAUCUUCAAAUGAAGUGAACAAUUAUAAUUUUCAGCCAUUAUCUCUUACAAUGAGUCCAAGUUCUCAAAAUGGAAUGGUUGCAGUUUCUCCACUGCAAGUUGUUGAUAAUCGUAAGAGACCAGUUGCUAAAUCUCUUGCUAGAGAACCGGUUCCUCGUAAGUCUUUGGACACUUUUGGACAAAGAACCUCCCAAUACAGAGGUGUCACAAGGCAUAGAUGGACCGGGAGAUACGAGGCGCAUUUGUGGGACAAUAGCUGCAGAAAAGAAGGACAAACAAGGAAAGGGAGGCAAGUUUACCUUGGUGGUUAUGAUAAGGAAGAAAAGGCAGCAAGAGCUUAUGAUUUAGCUGCCUUGAAAUACUGGGGACCAACAACUCAUAUAAAUUUCCCUUUGAGCACUUAUGAAAAGGAGCUUGAAGAGAUGAAGCACAUGACCAGGCAAGAAUUUGUAGCCAAUUUGAGAAGGAAAAGUAGUGGGUUUUCAAGGGGAGCUUCUGUAUACAGAGGAGUGACAAGGCACCAUCAGCAUGGAAGAUGGCAAGCUAGAAUAGGAAGGGUUGCUGGAAAUAAGGACUUGUACCUUGGAACAUUUAGUACGCAAGAAGAAGCUGCUGAGGCUUACGAUAUUGCAGCAAUCAAAUUUAGGGGCACAAGUGCUGUUACCAAUUUUGAUAUAAGUAGGUAUGAUGUGAAAAGAAUUUGCUCAAGCACUACGCUCAUUGCUAGUGAUCUUGCUAAGCGGUCAUCGAAAGACUUGGCUCCGAUGCCUCUUGAGGAAGAAAAUUCUUGUGCAUCAUCCACAUCUCCUCAACCGCUCCUGGCUAAUAUUGCCAGUGGUGAGGCCUCCGAUGAAUUGGCGGAGAUGAUGUGGAAUGCAAAUACAGAUGAACAUCAACAGCAGCAAAGCGCAAACAACACUAGCAAUGACAUGCCGUUGGUGGGUUCAUGUAGCAGGAUUAAUUCCAAUAAUCCAGGAAGUCCAAAAUGUUCGGUCGGCUUAGCCAGUGAGUUUUGCACUAGUGGUGGUGGUGGUGGAGACUACAAUCAGGGUUUCUCAUUGCAGGACUCAAAGUAUGAAGAUGCCGAUGAUGAUGAUAAUAAUAAUAUUAGUGGAAGUGACAACAGAAUUGGUAGUUUGGGUUUGGUGCAUCAAGUCCCUAUGUUUGCAUUGUGGAAUGAGUAGGAGAGGCUAAUAAGUCAGAUGAGGUAGAGAAUAGGAAAGUUGCUGUUAUUGUAGGGAAUUAAAGAAAGGAUAGAUAGAAUGGUAGCACAGGGCACAGGCAAUUUGAACAAUGUUUUCUCGUUAUCUCAAACACAGUAGUAGGAAGAUACGGUUUAUAUAGCUUAAAUUUAUCUUUCUAUUGGCUACGUUGGUGGGUCAUUUUCAAUCGGGUUAAUUUUGUACAAGGACUAUUUCAACAUUUGUCACUUUCAGGCAGAAAAGGAUUCAUCUAGUUGGUAGUUCAACUUUAAUUAAACAUGUUUUUGUGCAUCA
Ricinus communis (castor bean) is the source of this 2444-nucleotide messenger RNA. Its product is annotated as AP2-like ethylene-responsive transcription factor AIL1. The record is from RefSeq and is a predicted model, not a curated record. Gene Ontology annotation, molecular function: DNA-binding transcription factor activity; DNA binding. Bases 282 to 2132 code for a protein of 616 amino acids. Lineage: Eukaryota; Viridiplantae; Streptophyta; Magnoliopsida; Malpighiales; Euphorbiaceae. Gene Ontology annotation, biological process: regulation of DNA-templated transcription. The transcript has 9 exons.